UCUAGCAAUAAACAGUAACUAAUGAAGCUGCUUUAUCCCAAGAAAAACCAAUUCAUCUUCCCCAUUCUUCUUCCCCGAAAAAUACCACCAUCAACUACAUGGAGUAUAUAUAUAAAACAAAAGAGCAUAACAUCCAUUCUCAAUUUUCCAGAAAUUGGUGGUGUUUCUGGAUCGAAUCUAGAGUUCUUAAAUGCUCGAUUUUGAUUUGAAUGAACCUUAGAUUGAAGAAGAAAAUAAUGAUGAUGAACCUUUUAUUGGUCAAACCUUUGAGACCCAAGAAGAGGCAUACUUCUUUUAUAACAAGUAUGCAAAAACACAUGGUUUUUUUAUUCGCAAAGAUCGCUCAGACACUAAACAUGGGAGGACUAUCAGACGCGAUUUUUACUGCCAUCAAGUAGGAAAAAAACCUUUUAAGGUUGUUGACUUGUCUAAGUCUCAAAGAAACAAAAUAUCAUCCAGAUGUGAUUGCAAGGCUCAUAUGCGCAUUACAUUGAGAAGAAGUUUCCAUAUAUUUCCACAAGAAUGGCAUGUCACUAAAUUUUCCAAGCAGCACAAUCAUGAGAUGUUGCCACUUGAAGCGAUGCGUUUUCUCCCAGCAAAUAGAAAUAUAAGUCCCGAAGAUGAGAAGCAAAUAUUGUUGUUUAAGGAAGCGGGACUAUCGGUUAGACAAAUAAUACGGGUCUUGGAGCUAGAAAAAAAUUGGACAUGGUGAACUGCCAUUUAUUGAGAAAGAUGUUCGAAAUCUAUUUGGUAAAGUUAAGAGGUUGCUUGGAGUCGAUGAUGUGAAAAAUAUUUUAGAGUAUUUGAAACUGGAAAAUGAGGAGAAUAAAAAGUUUCAAUAUUCUUUCACAAUGGAUGAAGAAAGGAGGUUAGAAAAUAUAUUUUGGUGCUCGGCUCAAAGUUUUGAUUGGUAUCAAAAGUACGGUGAUGUAGUCGUGUUCGAUACCACCUACAAAGUUAAUGCAUAUGACAUGCCUUGUGGAAGUUUUGUUGGGGUUGACAAUCAUGGAAAGAUUAUUUUGUUUGGGUGUGCUCUACUCCGAAAUGAGACGACUGCUACCUUUUCAUGGUUAAUGAAGAAUUUUGUUGCUAUAAUGAAGAGUGCCCCAAAGACCAUCAUCAUUGAUCAAGAUCCUUGGAUGUCUAAAGCAAUUGCAUCUGAAAUGCUAACUACAAAACAUAGUUAUUGUAUAUGGCAUAUCACAUCAAAAUUCAGUUGUUGGUUUGCAACACUUUUGCGAGAGGAUUAUCAAAAAUGGUGUUCUAACUUUUACAAAUUGUAUAAGCUGACUCUACCGGAAGAGUUUGAACAUACUUGGAGUGUGAUUAUUGCAAAGUAUAACUUGCAAGAGAAUAAACAUGUUAAAGGUUUGUACAAUGUGAGAUAUUUUUGGGCACCGGCUUAUCUUAGAGAUUACUUUUCCGGAGGCAUGAUAACCACCGGAAGAUCAGAGAGCAUAUAAACGCUUUCAUUAAGAGAUUUGUUUCCUCUCAUGUAACUUUGUCAGACUUUGUGAAACAGGGUAGUAUUCUUCUUCUCUAAACUACGUUUUUUAUGGAUAAAACUAUAGUUACAACUUAUUGUUUUAUAUUUUCAGGUGGUCCUUGCUGUUCAAGAAAUUUUUCAAGGACACUCACAUAGCAAUAUGGUCGCUACUCUUAGAAUACUGUGAAAACAAAGUCACCCUUGGAAGGCCAAGCUUUUGAAGUCUUCACUCCAUUUGCUUUCAAAAUGUUUCAAGAUGAAUUUAUUAGAGCAAAUCAAUAUUCUAUUAUUCAAGUGGAAGGUAGCGCAUACAUCAUAAGAUUUUUUGAAGGUGAAAAAGGCAUGAACCGUAGAGUUUUAUGGGAUGGAACAACAAUUUCAUGCAGUUGAAAAAAUUUCGAAUUUUGGGGUAUACUUUAUCGUCAUAUAUUUCGGGUGUUGUUGCAUAAUGAUUGUUUCCAGAUCCCUUCCUCCUGCCUACCUCUACGAUGGCAUUGUGAUAGAUUGCAAAUAACUAUGAAUAAUCAAGAGGUAAUAAGGGAAGACAUAAUAUUGGAAGAAGAAUUUGAUACUAUACACAAUGACAUUAGAGUUAGUGGAGAUGAUGUAUUGUGUCCGCCCAAGUCCAAAACAAAGGGACGUCCACCAAAGAAGCGUGAACAAGGUGGAAAAGAAUUGGGAAAGAAGAAAAUUAAGCAUUCUUCAAUAUGCAAACAACCCGGUCAUACUAAACCAACAUGUCCUAAUAAAGAGAAUAUAUUUUCUUUGAAUGAUAUGAGAGAAGAUGCUUCAUCUACAUCACAAAAGAGAUAAAAGACAAUGGCAGUUGAUCUAGGAUUAAAUCUUAUCUUUACUUUGAAGUACUAGGUAAUGUUUCAUUUAUGUUUCAAAUUUUCAGAUUUUAAUUUACCUCUUCUGUAGUCAAUAUUUUUUUGUUGCAGGUAUUUGGAAUCUAGAGAGGAUGAUAUGUCUUCGAUAAUUUUGAACUACAAGAAUAUAAGACUAGAUGAUGGGAGAUGAUGAUUUCUAAGUAGUGCUCUGCUAGUUUUGAUCUGUUGAGUUCUUAUUUUUUUGACCUCUUUCAUGUUUUAGGGAACGUGAUUUAGAAAAAUGGCAUACUCUAUAAAAUUUUUCAAAGAAACUCAGGGCUUUUGGGUUUUACUUUUGCAUGAAGGAAUAUGAAUGUGUAUGUGCUGGAGUUCAAGAAUGAAAAUUAUAUUUUAUCCCCUUUAAUAUGGUAUUAUUAUUUGAGUCAUA
Spinacia oleracea (spinach) is the source of this 2743-nucleotide messenger RNA. RefSeq names its product protein FAR1-RELATED SEQUENCE 11-like. The record is from RefSeq and is a predicted model, not a curated record. NCBI's taxonomy places the organism in Eukaryota, Viridiplantae, Streptophyta, Magnoliopsida, Caryophyllales, Amaranthaceae. Gene Ontology annotation, biological process: regulation of DNA-templated transcription. The transcript is spliced from 3 exons. Bases 852 to 1463 code for a protein of 203 amino acids.